UGUGAGAGCGCCCUCUGCUGGUCUUCUUUAUAAAAGUGCUGCGACGCCUCGAUGCGCGUGCAGUCAGUGAGAGAGGAGCGUACUCUUCCUCCAGAGGAGCGCAGCGCUGAAAAACCAGUGGCCCCAGGGGGCAGGAAAAAAAAAAAAAAAAAAGAAAGAAAGAAAGAAAACAACAAUAGAAAAGAGAAAAAGAAAAAAACAGUCAGCGGCUUGUAGCACUUUGAAACGAGUUCUUUCACCUCUUUAAACAUGUUGGCAUAAAUCAGUCCAGGAAGUGUUCAUGGGGCAGGAGAAGAAAUGCGGACACAUCAAGUCUCAGUAGUUUGUUGGUCUGAACGCAGCGCAGACGGACCCUGACAAACUGCUUUCAUGGAUUGACUGACUGAGCUCAUUUGCUUUUUUUAAACCCCCCUUCCCCCAUCAAACAGUGGAUUUUUAAAAUUUAUUUUCAUUUUUAGUGCAGCAAUCCGAAAAGGAGUGAGUGUGGAUUUUAUUUUUUAUUUUAUUUUUUAAUUUUUUCUUAAACAACGUCGAGGAUUAUUUCCAGUUUUUUUCUUUUCUGUGGAGGAAUGCGUGCUGAUUUUUUUUUUCUUUUUUCCCUGUGGCUUAAAUGAGGAUAUUGAUUUGGUCCAGUUAAGACUUGUUCAAGAAUCAGGAGUAAAGAAGGGGAAUUAGCCCCCCUUUAAAAAAAAAAGAGGUGGAUAAUUUUAGUGUAAUAACUGGACCCCCGACUCAUCUGUGUUCCGCUGAGUCCAAUAUGAAGUCUGACACUGUGUGGAUGUGCGUUUUUCUUCUGCUCCUAGAUGAAGCCAGCUCCUGGGAUGACCCCUCAGUUUUGUUUGGACCCCUGGCCAGCGAGGCGCCAGGAUCUCAAAACACCGGGUCUAGAGCUGAGGAUCAGCCAGAGAGGGUGGACUGCAUCCAGGCGACUGAAAUGUGCAACCAGAACCCCUCCUGCAGCUCUCGGUACCGAGUGAUGCGCCAGUGCCUCGUGGGCAAGGAGAAAGAAGCCAUGCUGGAUAACAACAGAGACUGCCAGGCGGCCCUGGAAGUGCUGCUGGGGAGCCCUCUGUACGACUGCCGCUGCAAGAGGAGCAUGAAGAACGAGCUGCAGUGCCUACAGAACUACUGGGCCAUCCACAUGGGACUCAACGAAGGAAAUGCUAUUCAGGCUUUUGGUUAUGGGAUAGACGUCAUACCAGGCAAAAAUGGGACUGUCCCGAGCGCUUUGGCAACAUCUGCUGAUUGGACAGCAAGCUUCACAUAUCCCUCUGUCACUUUCCCAAAGAAUGUUGAACAAAGCAGUGGUGGCCUGGCCCGGGGAGAGGCUUGCUCCCUCUAUCUGUGUGCCAACGUCUUGGCUCUGCUUCCCAGCCCGGCUUUGGCUCUGAUCCUGGUUCAGCAUGUCUUGUAGAAGUGCCAGGAGGAGAAAGGAAAAAAAGAAAAAAAAGAGGUCAUGCAUCCACAAGCCGAUCCCAAAAGCAGAAGGUGUCAUUUCUGAGACUCAUAUGAAGAAGGUCGAAUCUCUGUUGACAGUUGACAUAAAUGACAUUUGUGAAGAGUGGAAGAACAAAAGGACAAGAGACAAGGGAAAUGUUGAAAUUUCACAUCUGUGACUUUGUUGUUUCGUGUGAUCUGUCUGCAGUUAUGAUGGAGAACGAGGCUUUGCAAAGGACGUUUGGUAGAAGAAAGCCAUGAGGCUCAUUCUCUGAGCAACUCUUCCUCUGAUUGAGAAACUGAAACCUGGAGGACUGAACAGCUACUAAAACUAAUCUCAUUCAAAGAGGAAGGGAAUUUAUGAAGAACAGUAUUGAAAGAUAACCUGAUUGACAAAAAAAAAGGGUGGUUGCAGAGAGAAAUCGAAGGAGCAUGAGGUAAAUAUUGCAGUGCGGAACAAAAAAAUGUUUUUUUAAUUGGGCCUUGGUUUAAUCUUCCCUUGGGUGAACAGACCACAGAUUCAUGGGUUGGAUGGAGGAUGAUUACAUUCUGUUUUUUCAGCACUAAUGUAAAGUCUAAAGACUGUAAAGCCUACUCAGUGUUCUAAGUGUUGGUUUAGUAUCUGUGACCAUAAUCAAUCUGCAGUACAGGUCUUUCAUUUGGUUGCUGCAACAUACUCUUUAAACCGAUGGCAAAAAGAACUAAAGCUGGAAAUGUUUAAUGCCAACGGCUCCUUGGUCAUUUAAGAUAUUGUUGUUGACUGUGGGUGUUCACCAUAUGUCCACCUGCACAUGUGUAUAAUCCAGUCUCCAUGUAUAUAAACACUCUUCUUUCAUGUAAUUCAAUUCUAUCUAGUACCUUGAAAGGACUUUAUUGUAUGCUAAGGUUGCUCAGUAACAGAACCAAUGGAAGGCCUUCAUUAUCUGCAUUUAUAUUUGUCUAUUAAAGUUUAAUCACAAAUGUAUAAAGUGAAGAGAUUAAAUGAGCUCAAUCUUUGAAAGCCA
This is a messenger RNA of Austrofundulus limnaeus, 2441 nucleotides long. RefSeq names its product GDNF family receptor alpha-2. The record is from RefSeq and is a predicted model, not a curated record. Gene Ontology annotation, molecular function: signaling receptor activity. Lineage: Eukaryota; Metazoa; Chordata; Actinopteri; Cyprinodontiformes; Rivulidae. Gene Ontology annotation, biological process: nervous system development. Gene Ontology annotation, cellular component: signaling receptor complex; external side of plasma membrane.